This is a messenger RNA of Olea europaea var. sylvestris, 614 nucleotides long. RefSeq lists its product as uncharacterized. Lineage: Eukaryota; Viridiplantae; Streptophyta; Magnoliopsida; Lamiales; Oleaceae. The record is from RefSeq and is a predicted model, not a curated record. Bases 12 to 581 code for a protein of 189 amino acids. The transcript has a single exon.
ACAAAAUUAUAAUGGGUUCUAGUCCGAAACUUUCUUUAUCUAAACUUCGACGCAAGCCACGAGAGCCUCUAGAAUUGCAAACACCGACACUCGAAUCUUUAGUUUCCAUCCCAUUUCACUGGGAGGAGGCACCGGGAAAGCCCAGAACCACCGCCACCAUUCCAUCGCCACCACCUAAUGACAAAACUGCCCGCAGGUGCUUAGACCUUCCUCCUAGAUUGUUGAAUGAUGCAGCAAAAAUUACCAAUACACCCUCCCCGACAACCGUUUUGGAUGGAGCUUAUUUGGGUCCAUCUGUGUCUCGGACUUUAUCGUUUUCUUUCCGAAAAGUGUGGCACGGGGGCUCGGAAGAGAGGUCCAAGAAGGGAGGGAGUGGUGUUAAGGACAGGUUGAGCUUUGGUUCUUGGAGAUGGGAGAGCUUCGAGGAAGACACGAAAGUUGUUAGGGAUAAUUUUGACAUUUCAGUUAGUGUAAAUAAUGCUUGUGAGCCUGAAAUUAGCAGGAGAAGCAGCUUCUUGACUUUCUCUAGCAAGAAGUCAUUGUGGGUUAGUGUCAAAAAUCUUUUUGAUAGGAUUAUAUAAAUAAAAUUUUAAGAAUUCAUCGAUCUGAUUUUA